UCGCAGUCGAGUAGUGACAAAUCGCUCACAGCGCAUACAGUAGCGCUGAGUCUUAUCUGUGAUACGCAGUAGGAGUAAAAAAAACGCAACAAAACAAAAACAAUGCACUAGCCACUGUUGCUCAAGGGCGCAUUUGAUAACAAUGCAAAAUCGCUUGUUCUCGUUUUGUGCAGUUUUAUUUGAUGUUAAAAUAAAGAUUUAAAAAAAGUUUACGUAUUACCGAUUUUUAUUGUAAAUUUGUCGAUCGUUUUCAUAAUCUGUGUUACCAUUUCUAUAAUUAUCCUCUAUUGUAAAUGCUUGUCAACUGCUAGAUUGAUGAUUUAUACAGGUCAGUACUAGCGAGUAGCAGCUACAUAAUACGCCUAGUUCUUCUACUGCAGACUUCAGUUUUAGUGACUUCAUGUUAUAAACUAUAUUUUUUAAUAUUGCAUAGUAUAUACUGUACUGUAGAACGUUUAUUGACAUAUGCAGAAAUUCAUUUAAUAUUAGAUGUACCUUAAUUUCUUUAAAAAUGCUAGUAUUUUAUUUUGUUGCAAUAUUCGCCUUCAAAUAUAUCUAAUGAUUCAAAUUACAUCUGUAAUUAAACUGUCAUUUUAAGUUGAAUUAUUUUAGCUAACGCAAUCAAAGGAACAUACAAAAAAAAAUUUGAGGAAUAUGCCUUCGGUAUGGGAUCUAAAGACCACCUUGUAUGGCCAAAACACGAAUCUGAUUUACAACAAGUAUCUCCAGGACGUCAGUUACGGUCGCGUCUUGUUCAACUUUGUCCAAUUUGUAAUCAACCAACUCAAAAUAAAGUCGGUCAACAAAAUGUUUGCAACUGUAGUUUAUCAUCAACUCCAAUUUCAUCAAAUGAACCAAUUCUUUUGGCUAACCAACCAAAAAAGAAAAAUCGUAAAAUUAUGUUACCAACUACAGCUUGUAAACGCCAAUUAUUUGAUGCAACUACAAGUCAUGAAACACCUGAAAAUUCUGUGACUUCAUCUGAUGUACAAAAAUCAACAGACCAAAAGUGUAUUGAAAGUGGUGAAGGACAAAGUAGUUCAUCUGUUCAGUCACCAUUACCUACUUUUGGUCAAAUGUUGAGAGGAAGGCAUGUCUGUCAAUUAUGCUUCAAAUCAUUUACCAGUCCUUGUAAAUUGACGCAACAUUCUUAUUCUCAUACCGGAGAAAAACCAUUUGUAUGUAAACAUUGUUCUAAAGCAUUUUCUUCCAAAUUUAAAUUGGUACGUCAUGUAUUAAUACACUCUGAUCAACGUCAAUAUCACUGUAACAUUUGUGAUAGAACAUUUCACAGAAAAGAUCAUUUAAAAAACCAUGCAAAAGUUCAUAAUCCUAUUAAAAGAACAUUACAAUGUGAUCGUCCCGGGUGUUCUAAAGAAUAUAGCUCUGUCCUAAGUUACCGUAAACAUAUUGCAGUGCAUUCUGUCGAAGAGGGAUUUCUCGACUGCAAGAUAUGCAAUAAAGUUUUUGAAUCAAAAGAUGAACUAUUAUAUCAUUUAAAAAUCCAUUCAGGAUCUAGAGUUAUUAAAACACCAGCUGACAAAAAGUAUCGUUGUAAUUUCUGUGACCGUUGUUUUUACACAGGAAAAGAUGUUCGUCGACACUUGGUAGUCCAUACUGGUUUACGGGAUUUUCUAUGCCAGUAUUGUCCACAACGUUUUGGACGCAAAGAUCAUCUUACUAGGCAUAUUAAAAAAAGUCAUAAUAUUAAUACAUUGAAAAAAUCUAAACCAAAAAAAUCAAAUGAUCAGUAUAAAUGUAAAUCUGUUGAAACUGUAUAUCUUGAAACUUAUGGUCAACAGUAUAAAUUAGAAAGGAAAAUAUCAGAAACUGUUACAAGUGGAAGUUUAAUAAAACAAGAAAAUCUAACUUCGGAAAUUCCAAUGUUUCAUUCAUCUGAAAUAACUAGCUUUAACUACGGGGAAAAUUCUUCUGUUAUUCAAACAAUUGUUUCUCAUGGUGAAAAUCCUAGCUUAAAUUACACUUCUCAAUCGUCCUACCCAGUUGAUGAAUUGAAAGAAUUUAAUACUAAUUUAACUAAUCAGUUACCAAAUGCAUACCAAGAGACAAAUAGUACUGAUAUUCCUGGAUUAACCCAUCUAAUUGACAUAAUACCACAACAAUCAUUAGAUUCUGAAUCUUCUUUAUUAAGUGAACACGAAUCUUCAGUAAUAAUUCAACAGCAGCCCGCCCAUCAUGUAACCAUUGAACAAUCUCAAAUAGGAGUUAGUGAGUAUUUAACUUCAUCAUCAGAUAUAUUAACGGCAUUAUUAAGAGAAUCAUCCGAAACUGGUACCACUACAUUACCUGGGUUUAGUCAAGUUUUUCAUCAACAACAAUAGUUCCAUCUAGUAGAACUUUUGAAUCUAGUCAGUCUUCCAUAGAUCACAAAUGUUAACCAUAUUUGUUAAUUCAAUUGAAUCGAUUAACAUUCAUUUAUGAUUUAAAAGUUGGUUUAUGAAUAAUAGUUCAUUAAAAGCAUAACUAAACUGUAUUUGGUCAUAAAAACGAUGUCUUGUAACAUUAGUAUAACAUGAUAAAAGAUACAAUUGUAAAAAAAUCCUUUGAUAAGAAGAAUUUUUGUUCUUUGAUUAAGGUGUUCCUUUCUCGACUCAUUUGUUGGUUUACUAUUGUUCAAUAGUUUUUAAACAUUUAGUUAAAAGUCAAAACAUAUUUUAUCUAGUCUUUAAAACCAUGCAUACUAUAUAGUGUUAUAUUCAUAAAAUUUCAAAAUCAUUUUAUUUUCACAAUUUUUUUAAUAAUAUAUAGUAUGUAA
This is a messenger RNA of Daktulosphaira vitifoliae (grape phylloxera), 2776 nucleotides long. RefSeq names its product zinc finger protein PLAG1-like. Gene Ontology annotation, cellular component: nucleus. Bases 666 to 2342 code for a protein of 558 amino acids. Gene Ontology annotation, molecular function: DNA-binding transcription factor activity, RNA polymerase II-specific; RNA polymerase II transcription regulatory region sequence-specific DNA binding. Gene Ontology annotation, biological process: regulation of transcription by RNA polymerase II. The record is from RefSeq and is a predicted model, not a curated record. NCBI's taxonomy places the organism in Eukaryota, Metazoa, Arthropoda, Insecta, Hemiptera, Phylloxeridae. The transcript has 2 exons.